AUGGACAAAUUUCUUAUAAAGAAACCAAGAACGGUGCAAGAGUCAACUCCUAUUGAAUCUUUUGAUGAUAGCAACACUCAAAACUCUUUGAAGAGAAGCCGUAUUGACUUGAAUAAUCUCCCCUCGGAUCCUGGGUUACGACCAAAAAUCUUGUCAUAUCAUCCUAAUGAUAGAGAUGAUAUAAGAAGAGCAUAUCUCCAAAAGGGCCCAUGUCAACCUAUUCAACACAAUUUUCCGCAAAGAGAUAUUAGUGGAUUGCUGCGUCGUUUUAAUCUUGCUUGGUUCGAAGAGUACAAAAAUUGGUUAGAAUACAAUAUAGAGAAGGAUGCAGCAUUUUGUCUAUGUUGUUACCUUUUUGGUCUUGAUGGCGGUAAUCACAAAGGAGGCAAUGCUUUUAUUGUAGAGGGGUUUAGACUUUGGAAUAGGAAAGAAAAGUUGCGAGAGCAUGUAGGAGGCAUUAAUAGUACUCAUAACCGAGCUGUGAAGGGUUGUGAAGAUCUUAUGAAACAACCCCAACAUAUUCAAAGUGUUUUUGAAAAGCACUCGACUCAAGAAAAACGUGACUAUCGAACUUGCUUAUAUGCACCCGUUGUUGUCGCAAGAUUCCUUUUGCGACGAGGUCAAGCUUUUCGUGGUCAUGAUGAAUCUGAAGAUUUGAGUGAUAGAGAAAAUUUUCUUGAGCUUCUGCAAUUCUUGGCCGAUCAUAAUGAGGAUAUUAAGAAAGUUGUAUUGGAGAAUACUCCAAAAAAUCAUAAACUAACCCACCAUGAUAUCCAAAAGGAUGUAGUGAAUAUGGCGGCGUGUGAGACUAGUAAUGCUAUCAUCAAGGAAAUGGGUGAAGCAUUUUUUUCAAUUUUAGUUGAUGAGUCUCGUGACAUCUCCAACAAAGAACAAAUGGCCCUUGUUUUGCGCUAUGUUAACAUGAAAGGCAUUGUUAUAGAGCGAUUCAUUGCAAUUGUACACGUUUCCAGUACAACUUCUUUAUCACUCAAAGAGGCAAUUGAAUCUUUAUUUGCUCGACAUGGAUUGAGUAUAUCAAGAGUACGUGGGCAAGGGUAUGACGGAGCAAGUAAUAUGCGAGGUGAGUUCAAUGGUCUCAAAGCUUUAAUUUUAAGGGAGAAUGAAUUUGCAUUUUAUGUCCAUUGCUUUGCUCAUCAACUUCAGUUGACUCUUGUUGCUAUUGCUAAGAAGCAUGAAGAUGUUGCUGAUUUUUUUCUAAUAGUUGCUAAUAUAGUGAUUGUUGUUGGAGGCUCUUGCAAAAGACAUGAUGCUCUUCAAAAUGCACAAGUUGCUAAUCUCCAAAAAGCAUUAGAUAAUGGUGAUCUUAAAAGUGGAAGAGGUCUCAAUCAAGUGACUACUCUUAAACGUGCUGGUGAUACACGCUGGGGUUCUUAUUAUAACACACUUCUUAACUUGAUUGUGAUGUUUAAGUCCGCAAUUGAGGUACUUGGUAUGAUUGCAGCAGAUGACCCAUCAACAGAUCACAAAGCUCAAGCUCGUUCUAUUAAGAAAUCAAUGCUAUCUUUCAAAUUUGCCUUUAGCCUACACUUGGUCAAAAAUGUCAUGGGAAUUACAAAUGAGUUGUCAAUAGCAUUGCAAAAGAAGACACAAGAUAUCGUAAAUGCUAUGGCACUUGUUGAAAUGUCUAAGCAAAGGUUGCAAAUGAUGAGAGAUGAUGGUUGGGAUUCCUUAUUGGCCGAAGUGUCUUCGUUUUGCAGCAACCAUAAUAUUUCUUUCUCGAACAUGAGUGAAAUGUUUGUAUCUAGUGAUCGACCAUAA
Rhododendron vialii is the source of this 1779-nucleotide messenger RNA. RefSeq lists its product as uncharacterized. NCBI's taxonomy places the organism in Eukaryota, Viridiplantae, Streptophyta, Magnoliopsida, Ericales, Ericaceae. The record is from RefSeq and is a predicted model, not a curated record. The transcript has a single exon. Bases 1 to 1779 code for a protein of 592 amino acids.